UCAAGUUGUCAAAUUAUUUUCGUUGACAUCCUGGUUACGGAUUAAAUAAGUAACAUUAACAAAAAUAAAUCUAAUACAUCUAAUAAGUUAAGAGUUUUGUACCUGGAUCGUUGUAUUAAAAUGAAUUCAAAAAAGUUUUUAGUUAUUUUGCUCCUGGGAGCAUCUUUUGCUUUCCCCGUUGAUGAUCGUCAUCGCUUUUUUACUGACAUUGGAAAUAGUCAAUACUACAUACAAGAUAUUCUAAAGGCGAAUUGGCAGACAGCUUUUAUGUUAUGCCGGAAACAUGGACUCCAUCUACUUUCUGUGGAUAAACAAAGCCAAAUUUCUUUAAUAGAGUUCCUAUCGCAAAAGGAAUGGAAGGAGAAGUUAUUUUGGACGUCAGGCACUGACAGCUUGUUAACCUCUUGGUACUGGAUAGACAUUGGUGAGCCCUUUGAAGAAGUCUCCACAGAACUAGAAGAUGAUUACAACACUGAUAACCAUUGCUUAGGCGUCAAAGGGAAGACUUUCUAUCGUGCAAACUGCAAUUCAACUUAUCACUUCAUCUGCGAGUACAGAAUUGACCCUUCCAGUAGAUACUUUUAACAUAUUUGCUGUUAGUUAAUUUUGUGUAUCUAGUUCUUAAUAAAUAAAAUAAAUAUGUGGUUUAAUUGU
Messenger RNA from Aethina tumida (small hive beetle), 654 nucleotides. RefSeq lists its product as uncharacterized. The coding region runs from base 121 to 585 and encodes 154 amino acids. Gene Ontology annotation, cellular component: external side of plasma membrane. Gene Ontology annotation, biological process: biological process involved in interspecies interaction between organisms. The transcript is spliced from 4 exons. NCBI's taxonomy places the organism in Eukaryota, Metazoa, Arthropoda, Insecta, Coleoptera, Nitidulidae. Gene Ontology annotation, molecular function: carbohydrate binding. The record is from RefSeq and is a predicted model, not a curated record.